CAAUUUCCGGCAUUUCGUAUAUAAACUGAAAGUCCGCCCCUGACUGCGUUCAGUUCGUUCGGUUCGUUGGCCCACGUCGCGAUUUUUUCUUAAAGUAGUGCAAAUUACUUAAAAUAAACGCAUAGAAAACUAUUGAAACAGCCGCUGACAAAGUUGUUUCUCUUCGGUUCGUUUUUCGCAUUUUGAGUUGCUCGUGAAAAAACAUGAAAUUUCCAAUAAAUGUGAAAAUUCUCUCUCUGGCAAUUGUCUGCCUUAUGUCUGUCAUGCUUAUGACUCAGACUGUUGCCGCAUCUGGAGACGCAGCAUGCAAGGAACUAAACAACGUCAAUUGCUAUGUGGGCCGCAAUGAGGGCAACUACUGCAACAGGAAGGACCAGACCAAGGCCCUCACCCGUUGGUACUACGACAAGGGAGUCUGUCGUCCCUUCACCUACAGAGGAUGCAAUGGGAAUCGGAAUCGCUUCUGUACGCAGGACAGCUGUGAAGCACGCUGUGGCGACCAAUGAAUUUUCACAUCAGCGCAUUCACACAUUCAGUUGCACAGUUCCAUAGUUUCAGAGAGAUUCGCAUCCACUUAGUUGAUAAGUUUGUAUGUACAAGUAUAGUCUAAGUACUGAGAACAAAUAGAUGCCACAUGGCAAACCAA
Messenger RNA from Drosophila innubila, 646 nucleotides. RefSeq names its product kunitz-type U15-theraphotoxin-Hs1g. Bases 204 to 506 code for a protein of 100 amino acids. Gene Ontology annotation, molecular function: serine-type endopeptidase inhibitor activity. The record is from RefSeq and is a predicted model, not a curated record. NCBI's taxonomy places the organism in Eukaryota, Metazoa, Arthropoda, Insecta, Diptera, Drosophilidae. The transcript has 2 exons.